Molecule: messenger RNA, 942 nt
Organism: Fusarium redolens
Lineage: Eukaryota; Fungi; Ascomycota; Sordariomycetes; Hypocreales; Nectriaceae
Exons: 1
Coding region: 1-942 (313 amino acids)
Source: RefSeq, a predicted model, not a curated record
AUGAACUGCCUGUUCUUCACGGGUAUGUUGUCUCCCAAUUCCAAGCAGGCCCCUGUCCCUGGCUUCAAGAUUUGCUUCAACGAUAGCAGAGAUGCAGAGCAUCGUAUAUUCCACAUCGACAUCAAGGAUGUGAGAAAGUGGCGAGACGAGUUCAAGCCAGAGAGGCUUGGUAACAAAGCACACCGAAGGCGUCAAGACACCGGCGCAUCAAUGCGUCAAUGGGCCAUCACCAACAGUUCCUUCGUUAUUGGCAACCAAGAGGAUUUUCCCAUUCCAGAACUCGAGCCAGGAUCCCCCGACAGUGAAUCAUCAUGUGACUCUCUAACUCUUACAAUGGAGGAGUUGGAUCUUUUUGGAAAUACGAAAUACAAUGACACCAUUGAUGCCAAAAUAAUUGCAGAACGGGUCAAGGCCAAAAGGAUCCUCGAAGGUACGCUGAUUCCUCCCCCUAAUCGCGAGUAUGAAGGUGAUUAUGCCCUCUUGUUCCGAUUAUUCGCCGCCAUAGAGGAGUGGGAACAACAGUCUGGUCUUGUUGAUGAUGGUCCGAAAGGGUGGAAAUUUUUGCAUGGCAUUAUCACCGCGGGGCAGAGCGAUGAGUCCAAUGAAUUUCCUGCCUACCAUCCCAGCCAACGAGCAUUUCUCCUUCUUCGGCAUUUCAGGGGGCCUUUCCUGGUUACCUAUUCUGUUCGAAACAUCAAUGCUUGCAGCCAUGUGCAACUCUUGAAGCUCAUUAGGCAGAUGGAAACAACCGGAUGGAAUGACAUGAUUUAUGUCACCCAGGAGGGUGAGGAGAUCCCUUACCGCAUCGAAAGUAAGAAAACCCCCAAAGUGUUGGAAUGGCGAGGCUUUGACGAUGAGUAUGGGCAUCCAUGGAUGCCAACUAAACAGGCUAGGGGAGGCAAGAAACUUAGGAGCUUUAUCCUAAACAAUAAAAAGACUUAG